AGAGGCCAGAGCCCCCGGUUUCCCCUCACGCGGAUGGACCAGUCCCUUCCCAUGGCGCGACUGCGCGAGCAGCCUCGGUCUCUCCUUCUCCAGCGUCUCAUUGCCUCGUAACCGCCGCCGGAAUAGACCUGCCGAUCCAAAGCUCCGGCUCUAUCCAUCCAGGAGGGGAUCCCAAAUGGCCAUGGCGUCCUCGGUCCUCACCGCCGCUGCGGCGACCUCGCCCCAGCUGACAUCGUGGAGGUGGAGGCCUCUCCUCGCGGCGCAUCCACGGGCGGGUUCGCCUCCCGCACGGCGCCUGCGGGCGCCCGCUUCUCCUCUCUGGGCCUCCAUUCCCCGCAAUCCUUGUUCCGGAGCGGCCGUCGCGAAGCCGCCGUGUGCGGCGGCGGUUGCGAAGGCGGAGGUUACGGAGCGGGAGGCGCCCGAUUGGGAUGUUCUGAAGCGGGUGGCGCUGGUCGCGCUUGGCUGCUGCGCUGCGGCCGCCGUGCUCGGCUGCGGCGCGGCGUGGGCGGCGGCGGAGGACUCGAUCAAGGAGUCCGGGUUCGGGCUGCGGGUGGCUGAGUCGCUGCGGAGGCUCGGGUGGCCCGACGACGCCGUCGUGUUCGCGCUCGCGACGCUGCCGGUGAUCGAGCUGCGGGGGGCGAUCCCGGUCGGGUACUGGAUGCGGCUCCACCCCGUCCGCCUCACCGUCCUAUCCGUUCUUGGGAACAUGGUGCCUGUGUCGUUUAUCAUCCUCUACCUGAAAAAACUUGCGACUUUUCUCUCUCAGAGAAACACCUCUGCAACCCGACUUAUCGACCUCCUCUUUGAGCGGGCACGACGGAAAGCGGCACCUGUUGAGGAAUUCCAGUGGCUUGGACUGAUGUUGUUUGUUGCUGUUCCGUUUCCAGGAACAGGGGCAUGGACAGGAGCAAUCAUUGCUUCCGUCUUAGGUAUGCCGUUCUGGUCAGGUUUCUCGGCAAACUUUGUGGGAGUCAUCCUAGCAGGCCUGCUGGUGAACUUGCUCAUGAAUCUCGGUCUGAAAUAUGCGAUUGUCACUGGAGUUUUUCUGUUCCUUGUAUCAACUGUCAUGUGGAAUGUACUUCGAUCCCUCAAGAAGUCAGCCAAUGCCUAAUGAUCUGAUAAGUCUCAACGAAGUUGUUUCUGAUGUAUGCAGAGUUCACACUUACGUGUGAAUUACAGUUGUGUAAAAUUUUCUCACAUUUUUACUUUUGCUUGUAUUCGCAGAGCAAACUCUCGAGCUAUAUGCCGUCACCCAGUGAUUUUAGUAGAAUCAUAGCCGAGUAACUUUAGUCUGUGUAGGUACAUUCCAUAUUUAUUUCUCAUUGAGUCUGGUGAUCACAUCAUAGUUUUUUCUUUUGAGAAAAACAUUGUGAGCUGGGUUGUAACUGGCCUUGAAUUGAAAGGCCCCUUAUUUGGUACUGGACUUUUGAAGGCAGGACA
This is a messenger RNA of Panicum virgatum (switchgrass), 1440 nucleotides long. RefSeq lists its product as uncharacterized. Gene Ontology annotation, cellular component: chloroplast. The record is from RefSeq and is a predicted model, not a curated record. The transcript has 2 exons. NCBI's taxonomy places the organism in Eukaryota, Viridiplantae, Streptophyta, Magnoliopsida, Poales, Poaceae. Bases 176 to 1111 code for a protein of 311 amino acids.